UACUGUCAUAUGAAAAAAAAUUAUAAGCGUUCACUGAUUGUUGCGUUUGUAAAUUGAAAUAAAAUUUAUUUAUCAAUUUAAUAAUUAAUAAAAAUGUCAAAUUUAGUUGUUAUUAAACCAACUGCUGAACACACUGCAACGCUUAUUUUUUUACAUGGUUUGACUGAAACUGGUAACAUAUGGGCAUCGAAACUCAAAAAUAUUCAGCCACCAUUUAUGAAAAUUAUUUGUCCAACUGCAGAAAAAAUACCAAUGACAUUUCAAAAUGGUUAUCGAAUGAAUUCUUGGUUUGAUGUGGAAAAAAUUGGAAUGCAUGAACCAGAAAAUGAAAUAGGAAUUGAAUUAGCAUCAAAAAAUGUUCACAAUAUGAUUGAAGAUGAAAUAAAAUUAGGAACACCAUCAGAUAGAAUUAUCCUUGGUGGUUUUAGUCAAGGUGGUGCACUUGCACUAUAUUCAUUUAUAACAUUUCCUAAAAAAAUUGGUGGUGUUGCUUUAUUUUCUGCGUGGUUACCUUUGCAUAACUAUUAUCCAGAAAAUUUUGUAGCGAGUAAAGACACACCAUUGUUGAUGUGCCAUGGUAAGAAGGAUUCACUGAUAUCUUUUGAAUGGGGAACAAUGACAAGAGACGUACUGAAAAGUAUGGUGCAAGAUGUUAAUUUUAUAACAUAUCCUCAAUUAAUUCAUGAAGUAUGUGACCAGGAAAUUCAAGAACUUAAAAGUUUUAUUGAUAGAGUUUUAAAAACAUAAUAUCAAUUGAAAAGUAAAAUAAAAUUUUAAAACUGGGUGUAAUUUAUUAAUCAUUUUGAAAAAAAAUUAAAUUUAUAAUUUAUAUGCAUUUAGUUAUAAUUUUACUAUUGACAAUAAAAUUUUCAAUUAUUAUUUUUUUUUCUUUCCAUAUUUAAAUUUACAGAUAAUCAUUUAAAAUAAUUAACAUUUUUAAAUUAGAAUAUAAGUAAUUUAAAGUACGUUUAUAUUAAAAAAAUAAAAUUAUUUUUCUUUUUGUUUAUGUAUUUAUAAUAAAUUGUGUUGAUUAUUUUUAUUAAAUAUAAUUGAAAAAAAAAAUUGUUUAAUAUUCGAGUUACUAGUGUUUAUGUUAUGUUUCGAAAAUAAAAUUACAACGUGAUUUUUUUUAAAUGAAAUAAUAAAAAAAUAAUAGUUUAAAAUAUAUAGAAAAGUAAUAAUUAUAUUGAAAAAUAAUUCAUUAUUAUUCAAACCAAUAUUAGGGUUACAAUUGACUAUUCAAAAAUAUAAUUAAUUUUAUCAUAAUCAUUGUAACUGUGUCAUUGAUGUCAACGAAUGAAUAAUUUAUCAAAAAUUAUAAAUUAUAAUAAUGAAAAUAUGAAUAUUUAACAACAAAACAACAAACCGUAUGAAGAAAUUUCCAAUGAAUUAUGAAAUAUAAAUUGAACAUCAAUUUAAAGUUGAAUAAAUUUUAAAAAUCUAUAAUUUCAUCAUUGAUAAAAUUUUAAAUAAAAAACAUUAAAAAAUAAAA
This is a messenger RNA of Aphidius gifuensis, 1492 nucleotides long. Its product is annotated as acyl-protein thioesterase 2-like. The coding region runs from base 94 to 747 and encodes 217 amino acids. The transcript is spliced from 7 exons. Gene Ontology annotation, cellular component: cytoplasm. The record is from RefSeq and is a predicted model, not a curated record. Gene Ontology annotation, biological process: protein depalmitoylation. NCBI's taxonomy places the organism in Eukaryota, Metazoa, Arthropoda, Insecta, Hymenoptera, Braconidae. Gene Ontology annotation, molecular function: carboxylic ester hydrolase activity; palmitoyl-(protein) hydrolase activity.